Messenger RNA from Nerophis ophidion (straightnose pipefish), 2377 nucleotides. RefSeq names its product galactosidase, beta 1 (gene glb1). The record is from RefSeq and is a predicted model, not a curated record. NCBI's taxonomy places the organism in Eukaryota, Metazoa, Chordata, Actinopteri, Syngnathiformes, Syngnathidae. The transcript is spliced from 16 exons. Gene Ontology annotation, cellular component: vacuole. Gene Ontology annotation, molecular function: beta-galactosidase activity. Bases 141 to 2126 code for a protein of 661 amino acids. Gene Ontology annotation, biological process: carbohydrate metabolic process.
AAAAAAAAUCACGUGAUAUGACUUCCGCAUCUCGACAUGCAACGUCAGACUUUCUUUAGCUAAAUCUAAACUGAUUCUUGUAAUCUUUUUAAAAGUUGUUUGGAUUUUUAAUUUUAUUUAGUUUGGGGCGAGUAGUCGUCAUGUCUUUUCUGAGACUUGGAAGCUUCCUGCUGCUGCUCAAUGGACUCUCAAUCUCCGCCUCCCGUUCCUUCAGCGUGGACUACGAGAACGACUGUUUUCGCAAAGAUGGGGAACCAUUUCGCUACAUCUCGGGCAGUAUCCAUUACAGCAGGAUCCCCAGGGCCUACUGGAAGGACAGGCUACUCAAAAUGUACAUGGCGGGCCUGAACGCCAUUCAGACGUACAUUCCCUGGAACUUCCACGAGGAGUCUCCGGGUCAAUACAAUUUCAGCGGGGACAGAGAUUUGGAACAUUUCCUUCAGUUGACUCAGGAUAUCGGACUACUCGUUAUCCUACGACCAGGCCCGUACAUUUGUGCUGAGUGGGACAUGGGUGGGCUGCCUGCCUGGCUUCUCCAGAAGAAAGACAUUGUACUGCGGUCUUCAGAUCCAGACUACAUAGCAGCGGUGGAUAGCUGGAUGGGGAAGCUCCUGUCAACGGUGAAGCCUUACCUCUAUCAGAACGGCGGCCCCAUCAUCAGCGUGCAGGUAGAGAACGAGUACGGCAGCUACUUUGCCUGCGAUCACAACUACAUGCGCCACCUCUCCAAGCUCAUGCGCUCCUACCUCGGCGAGGAGACCGUGCUCUUCACCACCGACGGCGGCGCGCUCGGCUUCCUCAAGUGUGGCCCUAUUCAAGGCGUCUACGCCACCGUCGAUUUUGGCCCGGGUGCUAAUGUGUCCGCAGCAUUUGACGUGCAACGAUACGCUGAACCUCGCGGACCUUUGGUGAACUCUGAAUACUACACUGGUUGGUUGGAUGUGUGGGGCUCACCUCACUCCGUUGUGUCGACCACUAAAGUGGCCAAGACCCUCAAUGAGAUGCUGGCCAUGGGGGCAAAUGUCAACAUGUACAUGUUUACAGGAGGGACCAACUUUGGAUACUGGAAUGGUGCCCUUGCGCCGUACAGUUCCCAGCCUACCAGCUACGACUAUGACGCUCCGCUCACUGAGGCAGGAGACCUCACGGAGAAGUACUUUUCCAUCCGAGAGGUGAUCAAAAUGUACCGCAAGAUACCGGACGGGAUAAUACCACCAUCAUCUCCAAAGUUUGCAUAUGGUGCUGUUAAAAUGAAUCUGCUACAAACCGUGUCAGAAGCUUUAGAGUCUCUCUCCUUCUCUGGCCCGGUGGUGAGCACCUUCCCCCAGACGUUCACUGACCUCAACCAGGUAUUUGGCUACAUGCUGUACAGGACUGAGCUACCGGUAGACUGCAGCACGCCCACGCCGCUUUCCUCGCCGCUGAACGGGGUCCAUGACCGAGCGUAUGUGUCGGUUAAUGGGAUGCCCGCCGGGAUUCUCGAAAGAAACAAAGUCCUGUCCAUUAAUGUGACAGGACAAGCCGGGAGUCGGGUGGACGUGCUGGUGGAGAACAUGGGCCGCAUCAACUAUGGAAAAAACAUCAACGAUUUCAAGGGCCUCAUAUCCAACCUGACUUUGGCCAAUGUUGUUUUAAAAAAAUGGACCAUGUACAGCCUCAGUAUCGACCAAGCCAUCAGCCAGGGUGUCUUCUGGGAAACAAACGCCAAAUCGGCCGACCCGCUUCCGCCCGCUUCACUGUCACUUCCUGCUUUCUACGGAGGAAGUUUCAUCAUUCCCGGUGGCAUUCCGGACCUGCCUCAGGAUACCUACAUCCACUUGCCCGGAUGGCGAAAGGGACAGGUUUGGAUCAACGGCUUUAAUCUGGGGCGCUACUGGCCUUCAAAGGGCCCUCAGGUGACACUUUUUGUGCCCGCGACCAUCCUCAGCAUCGACGCUUCCAACAACGUGACGGUCCUGGAGCUGGAAGCCGCUCCCUGCCUCUCGACCUCGUGCGCGGUGGAGUUUACCGCCACGCCUAUUCUGAACGGAACAGUGACGCAUCAGCCCACGCAGCGCUGGCCGAUGUUUACACGGGGAUUUGUUCAGACUUUAACGGAAGUAAACGCCUCUCCAUUUGCACUAUAACACAAACAACAGAUUGAUGGUAAAAAAAAUAAAAAAAUAUGCAGAAAUACUUGAUCACUUCAUGACACUUUCACAUGUUUUUAUAAAAUUAUUUUGCCAAAUGUUUCUUUUUCUUUUUUUUUAUUUUUUAGAAUUUGUGUUGAUAAUGCAAAUACAUAUCAGGGAAACACAUUUAUUUACCAAAAAAAUGUUGUAAGCUCAUUUGUGAAGGGUUUGAUUUUUAAUAAAAAUGUGAUUUUACACCAGCUUUA